AUGAAACGAAUUUCAUUCCUGAUUUUUAUAAUAUUACUGUGUGCAAUUCGGGAAGGACCUACCACAUACAAGGACCUUGGAUGUGUUGAGCCCGAACAUGGAUACGUCCAUAGGUUGAUCCAAUACUUCACAGCAACAAAAAUUGAAAAACUGUGCCCAACUCACAUGGAUCUGGUAUGCAGAAUUGGAUAUGAGGUGUUCUCCAUUAUUAUCUGUAUGCUUAUCACACUGUUGCUUGUCUCAGUGCCAUCUAUUGGAAUCGCCCUCAAAAACAGAUUGUCAAGAAUGGUGUCGAUGGCACAAGAGUGGAAAAACCGUGUAUUCCGUUGUCGUUACUGUGGAACUAACCCGUGUCAGGUGAAAAGAAGAUCUACCUGGUUAAAGUUACGCCCUCCUAGUAAUAACAAUGAUAAUUAUUCCGAACGCUCUAACGCCAUGAUGCUCUAUAACUGCGGCUUGGAAGUGUCCACGCUACUGACCAAAGAGCUUCCUCAGGACGACACGUACUGGGAGAGAAGAUUCUGUCAGACAUUUGAGGAAAAGCAUAUGCGUUUGUUUCCACUGUGCAUCCAGCGUCAGAUCGACAACAGCUAUCCCGUCCCCCGGUAG
Ylistrum balloti is the source of this 609-nucleotide messenger RNA. RefSeq lists its product as uncharacterized. Bases 1 to 609 code for a protein of 202 amino acids. NCBI's taxonomy places the organism in Eukaryota, Metazoa, Mollusca, Bivalvia, Pectinida, Pectinidae. The transcript has 4 exons. The record is from RefSeq and is a predicted model, not a curated record.